Molecule: messenger RNA, 402 nt
Organism: Fomitiporia mediterranea MF3/22
Lineage: Eukaryota; Fungi; Basidiomycota; Agaricomycetes; Hymenochaetales; Hymenochaetaceae
Exons: 2
Coding region: 1-402 (133 amino acids)
Source: RefSeq, a predicted model, not a curated record
AUGCAACACAAAAACGAUUACAAUCAGAGUGCAUCCAAUGCAAAGGGCGAGGCCAACACCAUCAACCCGCCUUCAUACGAUUAUGUUACUGGAGGCUCAAGCAAAAACCAGCCUACAGGCCCAGGUUAUCCUAGGCAGGGUCCUUACAUGCCUGCUCCAAGUAAUGCACAGUGCUACCAGCCGCCAGCAUCAGGCGGAUUCGUGAGUGCACCGCUCCCGUCUGACCAUCCUGAGUAUGUCUGUAUGCAAGAAGGUCGCCACAUCCGUUCAACCCACUUUGGAUGUCUUGGUGUUCUUGCUGCAAUUAUCUGGUUCCCGAUUGGAAUUGCUUGCUGUUUGCUGGACCGCCGUGUUGUAUGCAAACGUUGUGGAAGAAUACUUGACGAUGGCUUCUCUUGCUGA